This is a messenger RNA of Hevea brasiliensis (rubber tree), 1725 nucleotides long. RefSeq names its product inositol-tetrakisphosphate 1-kinase 4. NCBI's taxonomy places the organism in Eukaryota, Viridiplantae, Streptophyta, Magnoliopsida, Malpighiales, Euphorbiaceae. The record is from RefSeq and is a predicted model, not a curated record. Gene Ontology annotation, cellular component: cytoplasm. Bases 262 to 1287 code for a protein of 341 amino acids. Gene Ontology annotation, molecular function: inositol-1,3,4-trisphosphate 5-kinase activity; inositol-1,3,4-trisphosphate 6-kinase activity; ATP binding. The transcript has 10 exons. Gene Ontology annotation, biological process: inositol trisphosphate metabolic process.
AAAUCUUCUCAUAUUAACUCCUUUGUCUCUUCUCUCGUUCCUGUCUGCAAAUUGAACUCAAUAUUCCUUGUAAAUUCUAAUCAAACAAGACUUAGUUCAACCUAACCUCUCACUUUAUUUUGAAUUCUAUUUUCCCUUUCUCAUUUCCUGUUCUAGUAAUUGAUCAAAUAAGCAAUAUCCAGGGAUAGAUUGAGUCUUUCAAACAAUUCAUAAAGAAAAAUUUGAAUUGGUGAUUUGGGUUGUUUUAGGGUUUUCUGGGCUAUGAGGAUAAACGGAGAAAUUACUCCCCAGGAAGAAGAGGAGAAAGGGGAGGCGAAAACGGUGCGGUUGUCGAUACAACAACCGCGGAAACUGGUGGUGGUUGGAUACGCCUUAACUUCAAAGAAGAAGAAGAGUUUCUUGCAGCCUAAGCUUGAAGUUUUGGCCAGAAAUAAGGGGAUACUGUUUGUUGCCAUUGAUCUAAAUAGGCCAUUGUCAGAUCAAGGUCCUUUCGAUGUUAUCUUACAUAAGUUGUCAGGAAAAGACUGGUGCGAAGUUAUUGAGGAUUACCAGCAAAAACAUCUAGAAGCAAUUGUUCUUGAUCCUCCAGAUGCAAUACAACAUCUACAUAACCGUCAGUCCAUGCUUCAGGAUGUAGCUGAUCUCGACUUGUCUGACUGCCAAGGCAAGGUUUGUGUUCCGAGGCAAAUGGUAGUUAACAAAGAUCCAUCAUCCAUUCCCCGUGAAGUUACCAAAGCUGGGUUAAAGUUGCCGCUAGUUGCAAAACCGCUGGUAGUGGAUGGAACUGCAAAAUCACAUGAAUUGUUUCUCGCGUAUGAUGAAUUCUCUCUGUCUGAACUUGAACCUCCCUUGGUUCUACAAGAGUUUGUUAAUCAUGGUGGUGUUCUCUUUAAGAUUUAUGUUGUUGGUGAAGCCAUAAAGGUUGUUCGGCGUUUCUCUCUACCUAAUAUCAGUAAGUGUGAGCUAGCAAAAGUUGCGGGCGUGUUCCGUUUUCCGAGAGUCUCUUCUGCUGCAUCUUCUGCAGAUGAUGUGGAUUUGGACCCUUCUGUUGGAGAGCUUCCUCCACGUCCUUUGUUGGAGAGGCUUGCAAGGGAGCUUCGUCAUCGACUGGGCCUCCGAUUGUUCAAUAUAGAUAUGAUUCGUGAGCAUGGGACUCAAGAUGUCUUUUAUGUGAUUGAUAUCAACUACUUUCCUGGUUAUGGGAAAAUGCCAGAUUAUGAGCACACUUUCACUGAUUUCCUGCUGGGGCUAGUGCAGAGCAAGUAUAAAAAGAGACCUGCUAAGUGACUUAUAAUAUGCAUACCCUUGUAUGUGAAUGUUCCUUGCAGGUGGUCUCUUAGGAAACUGAGGAACUGUCAAUUUAACUUCCUGUAAUUACUGAAUGGUAUGAAAUGUCCUUUGCUCAAGCCACUACCACAUAAGCCAGGUUCUUGCUGCUAUUUCAGCUGUUUAUACAUCUGAUAUUUUGUACUGUUUUUAGGCGAAAUGAGCAAAUGCCAGGUCUCCAUGUACCCACAAGACAUAUCACAACUUCACCAACUUGUAUGAGUCAACUCGAUCGUGAUCUCUUAUGGAACUUGAGAUCUAACACAUUCAAUAAUUGAUGAACGAGCAUAGUUAACUCAUUUAUCUUUUCUUUCAAGUCCUUUAUUCCUUUAACCAUUUUCUUUAAAUGAAAUAUGAUUUAUCUUGAUUUUUCCUUUUGAAGAUACAGUUUAUUACGUA